This is a messenger RNA of Naumovozyma dairenensis CBS 421, 624 nucleotides long. RefSeq names its product Jlp2p (gene JLP2). The coding region runs from base 1 to 624 and encodes 207 amino acids. The transcript has a single exon. The record is from RefSeq and is a predicted model, not a curated record. Lineage: Eukaryota; Fungi; Ascomycota; Saccharomycetes; Saccharomycetales; Saccharomycetaceae.
AUGGUAUAUUUUUAUACUUCACAACCAACAGAGUAUUCUGCACCUCAUACACUAGUGGCUGGGAAGGAUAAAUUCGAAAACGAUGUUCUCAUCAAAUAUGGGUAUAGAGAGCUAAACUAUAUGUGGUUCCAUGCUGAUAAAUAUUCUAGUGGUCAUAUUUAUUUACAAUUAAAUGAAACAGAGAAGGAUUUGAAUGAUGUCCCCAACGAGGUCGUUAAUGAUUGUUUACAACUUUGUAAAUCGGAAUCAAUUCAAGGUAAUAAAUUAAAUCAAUGCCUUAUUGUUUAUACGCCAUGGCAUAAUUUGAGGAAAAAUAAAUAUAUGAAACCAGGAGAGGUUAGUUUCAAAUCCAUGAAAGUUGUCAAGAAAUUGGAAUGUUUCUCAAGAGAUAAUAAAGCUUUGAAUAGAUUGAUGAAAACAAGAGUGGAAAUUAUUGAUGGGGUAGAAGAAUUAUUAUAUCAAGCUAAAAAAUCUAAAGAUCCAAAAUUUUUUCAAAAUUAUUUGUCUAUUAAUAAAGAAAGAUUGAUACUUGAAGAAAAAGAAAGAAAAACCGCUAAAAAACAAAAGAAGAAGAAGAAAGAGGAAGAUGUUCAAGAGCAAUUAGUAAUAGAGACUGAGUUGUAA